This is a messenger RNA of Gastrolobium bilobum, 1602 nucleotides long. Its product is annotated as nucleosome assembly protein 1;3. NCBI's taxonomy places the organism in Eukaryota, Viridiplantae, Streptophyta, Magnoliopsida, Fabales, Fabaceae. Gene Ontology annotation, biological process: somatic cell DNA recombination; nucleosome assembly. Gene Ontology annotation, cellular component: chromatin; nucleus. The coding region runs from base 156 to 1277 and encodes 373 amino acids. The record is from RefSeq and is a predicted model, not a curated record. The transcript has 12 exons. Gene Ontology annotation, molecular function: histone binding; chromatin binding.
AUAAAUAGAGAGAGGAGGUAUCAAGGGUUGGAAAAGGAGGGAGAGAAAGAGGAUUCGAGGGUGGCCUCGUUUAGCAACAAAGAAACCCUCUUUACUCUUUUUCUUCUCCUCUAGGGUUUAACAUUUCUUCACUUCUUUCUCUUCGCAUCCCUGCAAUGAGUAACGACAAGGCUACCUUCAAUGUCACCGAUCUCACUUCUGCUCUCAAUGAGGAGAACAGAGCAGACCUUGUCAAUGCUCUUAAGAGCAAGAUACAGAGUCUGGCUGGGCAGCACUCCGAUGUUCUAGAGUCCCUUACUCCUAAUGUGAGGAAGCGUGUUGAGUUUCUCAGAGAGUUACAGGGUCAGCUCGAUGAAAUGGAGGCAAAAUUUUUUGAGGAGAGAGCAGCUCUUGAGGCCAAAUACCAAAAUUUGUAUCAACCGCUGUACACAAAGCGCUAUGAUAUAGUUAAUGGUGUUACUGAUGUUGAAGGGAUAGCAAAUGAAACAACACCUGAUACUGAAGAGGAUAAAGAGAAUGGAGUGCCUGCAUUUUGGCUCACUGCAAUGAAGAAUAAUGAAGUGUUAGCUGAGGAGAUUUCGGAGCGCGAUGAAGGUGCUCUCAAGUUUCUCAAAGAUAUCAAGUGGAGCAGGAUUGAAAACCCUAAAGGAUUCAAGCUUGAUUUUUUCUUUGAUUCCAAUCCUUAUUUUACAAAUUCUGUUUUGACAAAAACAUAUCAUAUGAUUGAUGAGGAUGAACCAAUAUUGGAGAAAGCAAUUGGGACUGAAAUUCAGUGGCUCCCAGGAAAAUGCUUGACCCAGAAGCUUCUUAAGAAAAAGCCUAAGAAGGGUUCAAAGAAUGCUAAACCAAUUACCAAAACUGAGAACUGUGAGAGCUUCUUCAAUUUCUUCAAUCCACCACAAGUUCCUGAAGAUGAUGAGGACAUUGAUGAAGAUAUGGCUGAGGAGCUUCAGAAUCAGAUGGAACAAGACUAUGACAUUGGGUCAACAAUAAGAGACAAGAUUAUCCCCCAUGCUGUAUCAUGGUUUACUGGGGAGGCCAUUCAGGGAGAGGGAGAAUUUGACUUGGAGGAUGACGACGAUGAUGAUGAAGAUGUUGAAGAGGAUGAUGAUGAAGAGGAGGAGGAAGAUGACGAUGAAGAAGAAGAUGAUGACGACGACGAAGAUGAGGAAGAAAGCAAGACUAAAAAGAAGUCAUCAGCACGCAAGAAGAGCGGAAGAGCACAGCUUGGUGAUGGUCAGCAGGGUGAGCGUCCUCCAGAGUGCAAGCAACAGUAGAAUUUAAUUUCUACGGAGGGUUAUUUAUGCAGUUGAGUUUCAUUGGUGUACGAUGAUGUCUGAUGCAAAAGAGGAUUUCAUGUGGUUUUAAAUCAUGCCUAAUUCAUCUUCCUCCGUAAAUCUUGGUUGUCUGAUUUUGUUGAGUUCCUUUCUCCUAUUUUCCGCCCGUUUCGAGAGAAUGUGGUUUACCUAGUUAGGAUACUGUGAUUUGUUAUUGCUGGAUUUGGACGUCGGUGUCGUAUACUUGAAAUAUAUAGUUUGUGCUUCGUCAACUAUUUAGUAUUUUUUCCUUGCAUUUAACAACUUUUUCAUAGCUCUCGUCGUC